GACGCCGUUCUUCUCUACGCUAUCGCCCUGAACGAGAGCCUGGCAAACAAUGUGUCCAUCUCAAACGGCUCGGAGAUCACUCGACGAAUGUGGAACAGGACCUUCAUUGGUAUCUCAGGCACUGUCAGCAUCGAUGCUAAUGGAGAUCGUAACGCAGACUACUCCCUCUUGGAUAUGGAUCCGGCUACAUCCACUUUCAGGGUUGUGGCCAACUAUUACGGGAACCGGAAGCAGUAUGAGCCAGUGAAGGGCGUGGAUAUCCACUGGGCAGGCGGCCGCACGGAACCGCCCCCAGACACGCCCACCUGUGGUUUCGACGGCUCCAAGUGUCCUCCUGAUGAACCCUUCCCCCUGUACGUCAUCGUUAUCAUCGUCCUCGGCUCCAUUAUCAUUGUUGUUCUCAUCAUUUCCUUCUUCGUAUACAGACACGUCCGGCUGGAAGCAGAACUGGCGGAGAUGAAUUGGCGCGUUCGCUGGGACGACAUCUUGUUUGGUUCUCCCGGGAAGAACAAGAAGCUAGAGAGACAAGAAAGUAGGAUGAGCCUCAACAGGAAAAACUCGUACAACAGCUCGUGCUCAGGGGACACUAUCGCCGCGCACCUCAACGACGGGAACAGGCAGCUCUUCACCAAGACGGGAUACUACAAGGUGAUUGGUCGGACGCAAUGCAAUUCGCCACCCCCCCCCCUCCCCUCGACCCCCAAGAUCAAAGACCUUCAGAAUGACCACAUUGUGAGGUUUGUGGGAGCCUGCAUAGACCCGCCUCACCAGUGCAUCAUCACUGAGUACUGCCCUAAGGGAAGUUUGCAGGAUGUCUUGGAAAACGAAGAGAUCAAGCUAGACUGGAUGUUCCGAUACUCUAUCAUGCAGGAUAUCGUCCGGGGAAUGACGUACCUGCACAGCAGCGAGGUCAAGUCUCACGGCAACCUGAAGAGCACCAACUGUGUGGUGGACAGCCGCUUUGUGGUCAAGAUCACGGACUUUGGGCUGCACCACCUGCGGAGGCCAGAGGACGAGGCGGCGGAGGAGAGCUUUGCGUCUUUCCAGCGCAUGUUGUGGACGGCCCCGGAGCUCCUCCGAAUGACUAACCGGCCCCGGGAGGGCACACAGAAGGGAGACGUGUACAGCUUCGCCAUCAUCUGCCAGGAGAUCGUCUACAGGAACGGCGUGUUCCACCUGCAGAAUCUGGACGUCAGUCCUCAAGAACCUGUCCCCAGGUCUGUAGCCGGUCAGCUGAUCCGCGGUGAGUCUGUGAUGGCGGAGACCUACGAGUCUGUGACCAUCUACUUCUCGGACAUCUGUGGCUUCACGGCGCUCUCGGCCGAGAGCACAGCCAUGCAGGUUGUGGAUUUGCUGAACGAUCUGUACACGGCUUUUGACACGAUCGUCGGGCGGUUUGACGUGUACAAGGUGGAGACAAUCGGUGACGCCUACAUGGUGGUGUCGGGUCUGCCAGUUAGGAACGGCGUGCUGCACGCGCGGGAGAUCGCCCGGAUGUCUCUGGCCCUGCUCAAGGCCAUCCAUAACAUCAAGGUCAGGCACAAGCCCGACUACCAGCUCAAGCUGCGGAUUGGGAUCCACUCAGGCUCUGUGUGUGCUGGUGUUGUGGGCCUCAAGAUGCCCCGCUACUGUCUGUUCGGAGACACUGUCAACACUUCCUCCAGGAUGGAGUCCAAUGGUGAACCCCUGAAGAUUCACGUGACAAACCCUAUCUAUCUGUCUCUGCUUGGUCCACAGGGUAAGGGCAAGGUGACGACCUACUGGCUCCAGGGAGAGGAGGCUCCCUCCAACAUGCCGCUCACCUCCCACGGCAUAUUGUGA
Molecule: messenger RNA, 1821 nt
Organism: Aplysia californica (California sea hare)
Lineage: Eukaryota; Metazoa; Mollusca; Gastropoda; Aplysiida; Aplysiidae
Product: atrial natriuretic peptide receptor 1
Exons: 15
Coding region: 88-1821 (577 amino acids)
Biological process (GO): cGMP biosynthetic process; receptor guanylyl cyclase signaling pathway; intracellular signal transduction
Cellular component (GO): membrane
Molecular function (GO): ATP binding; guanylate cyclase activity; protein kinase activity
Source: RefSeq, a predicted model, not a curated record